Molecule: messenger RNA, 365 nt
Organism: Symbiodinium necroappetens
Lineage: Eukaryota; Dinophyceae; Suessiales; Symbiodiniaceae
Source: the annotation of a GenBank genome assembly
GUAGUCCGCAGUGGUGCUUACAUCCGGGGCGAUGUCCUAGUUGGCGAGAAAGCGGUCCUUCGUGGCGAGCUGAAGAACAGCUUGGUGAUGGACAAGGCGGAGCUUGCGCACCCAGGUUAUGCCGGCGACUCCCUGAUCGGCUACAAGGGCCACUUUGGCUGCCAGGCGCUGACCGCAAACCUCGGCCUCUUCGGGAAUCAGCUCUCCGUGAGCGUCCCCGGCGAGGAGGCGUCACACGCUCGGCCGGUUCGAGUACGGCUUGGCCGACGGAAAGUCGGAGCAAUACUUGGGGACUUUGCUCAGCUCGGCUGCUCGUCAGUGACAGAUCCAGCGACUUUCCUGGCGCCAAGAACCGUGACCUACAC